AUGGUGCGAUGCGACCGCGGGCUGCAGAUGCUGCUGACCACGGCCGGAGCCUUCGCCGCCUUCUCGCUCAUGGCCAUCGCCAUCGGCACCGACUACUGGCUCUACUCCAGCGCGCACAUCUGCAACGGCACCAACCUGACCAUGGACGACGGGCCCGCGCCCCGCCGCGCCCGCGGCGACCUCACCCACUCGGGGCUGUGGCGGGUGUGCUGCAUCGAAGGGAUCUAUAAAGGCCGCUGCUUCCGGAUCAAUCACUUCCCAGAGGACAAUGAUUACGACCAUGACAGCUCGGAGUAUCUCCUUCGCAUCGUGCGCGCCUCCAGCGUCUUCCCCAUCCUCAGCACCAUCCUGCUGCUGCUCGGCGGGCUCUGCAUCGGCGCCGGGAGGUUCUACAGCCGCAAGAACAACAUCGUCCUGAGUGCCGGCAUCCUCUUCGUGGCUGCAGGCCUCAGUAACAUCAUAGGCAUCAUCGUCUACAUUUCCAGCAACACCGGCGACCCAAGCGACAAGCGUGACGAAGACAAAAAAAACCAUUACAACUACGGCUGGUCAUUUUACUUUGGAGCCCUGUCCUUCAUUGUGGCCGAGACCGUGGGUGUCCUGGCUGUGAACAUUUACAUUGAGAAAAACAAAGAGUUGAGAUUUAAGACCAAACGGGAGUUCCUCAAGGCUCCCUCCUCGUCUCCCUACGCCAGGAUGCCGAGCUAUCGGUACCGGCGACGACGCUCAAGGUCUAGCUCGAGGUCCACCGAGGCCUCUCCGUCCAGGGCGGCGUCUCCGGUGGGCCUCAAGAUCGCAGGGGCCAUCCCCAUGGGCGAGCUGUCCAUGUACACGCUGUCCAGGGAGCCCCUGAAGGUGACCACCGCCGCCAGCUACGGCCCCGACCAGGAGCCUGGCUUCCUGCAGCUGCACGACUUCUUCCAGCAGGAGCUGAAGGAAGGCUUGCACGUCACCAUGCUGAACCGGCGGACCACCCCUGUGUGAGCCCCCCCCCUCUCAGCACCGGCCUCUCCCCAGAACAGCGGUCUCGAUCCCACAGGAGGGCAUCUGACCCUUAGGAUGGACCAACAAUGGACUGAAGCCAAAACCCAACCCUCCCUCGUCUCCAGAAAGUGUCGUGGGCUGGCUUGGGGUGAAGCUCGGGGGGACGGGAAUUGGAAGCUGAAGGCUGACUUUAUCCCCCCGAGGGGGCGUCUGAUGGCCCAGGAUUCUGAAAUCUCCGGAGGCUGCAUGGCCUUAACCAACCUGGGAAAGCAAAAUUGAGCCAUUAUCUCCUCUUGGAAAUAAUUCUUGCCAGAAGAAUGGGCUUUCAGAGCCCUCCCUCCCUCCCUGCCUGGGUUGAGGGGCCACCGGGAGAGAUUCACCAGGCACAUGGGGACCUUUGGACACUGGUCAGCUGCUGUGUCUGUGAGCAGGAAACAAGGAAGCCGAAACGUGCCCCGUUCCUGUCUGUUUCUUGCCCUCUCUCUAUCUCUCUCUCUCUCUUUCUCUCUGGCAGUGCCCAGUUGUUGAAAUAACAGUGAUCCUGAGGAGAAAGCCCUGUGGCCAACUGGUGCUUUGGCCUUUGUGCUAUCCUGGGGCCGGCUUCCCUCAACCUGAGGAGACCAGAGUCUGGAAGUUUCCAUGGGUCUGAAGGACAGUGUCCAUAUGGCCUCUUGCUGUGUCCCUCCCCACACUGACCCUCCUCAGAGCAGCUCUGUCCUUCCUCGGGGAGCAGAAGGGGCAGACCUCCAUCACCACCGGCGUUGGGUGACAGGAGCCUGAACUUCUGUUCAAGAAAGGGAGACCCGAGGGUGAACGGCGGCCAACACAUCAGAACAAACAUCCAUUUCCUAAGUGGUUAUUAAUCAUGACGAUCGCAAGUAAAGGCCAGGGGAGCGAGUUACCCUCAGUUCUUCGUCUUAAUGACGGCAGCAGCAGCCCCUCCCCCACACCCAAUAUUGUCAUUUAUCCUGCCACCUCUCUGAAGGGCUCAGGCGAGGGAGGUCGGGCAGUUUGGAUGAAAAGGCCACGCUGUGCUUUCCUUCCUCGUCACGAGAGGGACAUCUCAGCAUCUGCCUCCUCGGUUCCACACUGGACGUUUUCUUCCAACCACAACCUUCUCUUCCCGUCCCGAUGCAAGUGGAGAACACGGAAGCGUAUGUGGGUUCUGAAGAAAAACUUUCCGGAACAGGGAGCUCACCCUCUUUUAUAAAAAACACGUGCUUUCUAAAGACAAAAUCCUUUCUUACUUUUUGAGACUUGGUCAUCCGAUCUCGAGCGGUCGUCUGUGGGCCCGGUAGCUGUCAUCCUUAGAAGUGACAAGUGAAUUCUUACCUCAGCCACCUGCUCGCCGACCCCCCUGGGCGGACUCAGCCCCUAGGAGUCGAGAUCUGGGUCAUGGUCAUCACCAUCAUCCUUCACCCCCAGAGAGAACAUCGCUCCGGGGACCCCUCACCUGACUGCCCGGGAACGCCGGCCAGCUGAGGCGCGGUGUGCCGGGGACCCUUUGCGCUUGCUCGAAACCCCUUCCUCCCAUUGAGGUUGGCUUUGUGUGGUGGUUUGUCCAAGCAUGUGCAGCAGUGAGUGCUGGAGCGUCAGGCUCGUGGCCUGCCCUGCUGGGGUCCAACCCCAUCCCGUCCCGCCCCCACCCCUGCCCUGACCGCCCUGGGCGCCCCAAUCCCCUACCUGUGACACCAUCUUACCAGGCUCGAAGGAAAGGGGGCAACCUCUGGGAACCCAUCACCCAGCAAGGUCCCCAGACUCUUCUGUCACUUCCCAAAGCAAGGCAGCCGUGCUGUUUCUUCCACAUAAGUCACCUCCACACCUGCUGCCCUGGAAGUUUCUAUCAUUUCAUGGAGAAAGCUGUUGUUCCAAUGAAUCCUACCUCUCGCCCAGUCCCAGGCAGAGAAUGUGGGGCCCACUCUAGGGACCAAGAAAGCGUAGAAAGAAGCAACAAGGAAGGACAGGAGAGCAGGGAACAGAACAACCUCAGAGCCCCUGGUCUUCAUAGCCUUUCUCCCCACCCCGCCCCAGGCUCCUGGACCCCCUGCCUGGUGUGCCCCUCCUGCUCACGCCCCUCAGCCAGGGACGCCUGGGGAAGUGGGCGGAGCUAGCUCCCUGCCACCUGUCAGUCUGAGACCCUGCGGAGGGGGACGCAGUGGCCUGUGCCCACCUCCUCCCUUCCCACCACCCUCCCCAACCAGCCCCUGUGUGUUUCGCCAGUUAAGCACCUGUGAUUCCUGUACCUACUACUGGUUUGGGGUUGUUAGUUCUGUCUUUUUUUUAAUUAAAUAAAAACCUUUUUAAAAUGUU
Messenger RNA from Hyaena hyaena (striped hyena), 3294 nucleotides. It is a transcript of the gene CACNG4, whose product is annotated as calcium voltage-gated channel auxiliary subunit gamma 4. Bases 1 to 984 code for a protein of 327 amino acids. The record is from RefSeq and is a predicted model, not a curated record. Gene Ontology annotation, biological process: postsynaptic neurotransmitter receptor diffusion trapping; calcium ion transmembrane transport; regulation of AMPA receptor activity. The transcript has 4 exons. Gene Ontology annotation, cellular component: voltage-gated calcium channel complex; postsynaptic density membrane; AMPA glutamate receptor complex. Gene Ontology annotation, molecular function: channel regulator activity; voltage-gated calcium channel activity. Lineage: Eukaryota; Metazoa; Chordata; Mammalia; Carnivora; Hyaenidae.